Molecule: messenger RNA, 840 nt
Organism: Hippopotamus amphibius kiboko
Lineage: Eukaryota; Metazoa; Chordata; Mammalia; Artiodactyla; Hippopotamidae
Gene: CABP4
Product: calcium binding protein 4
Exons: 6
Coding region: 1-840 (279 amino acids)
Molecular function (GO): calcium ion binding
Source: RefSeq, a predicted model, not a curated record
AUGGCCACAGAGCAGGUGAGGGGGCAGCAUGGCCCAGACCUGGCCCCUGGACCCCAGAAGCCCCCCGUGGGGGUCAUGGCUUCCAGUACUGGUGCUGAGGGGCUCCCCUUGACCAGGAGGAGGAGCAGCAAGAGGGAGAAGGGGCUCCGAGGGUCCCGGAAGCACACCAGCAGCUCUGGGGAGCAGACCCCCACGCAGGGGCCCGAGGCCCCAGGGAGCAGCAAGGACACCUCCGGGACCAGAGAAGCGCAGGAGGGGCCAGCCCCUGCCGCCCCUGGGCCAGCCUCUCGUCGCCAGUCCCACCGGCACCGUCCUGGCCCCCAGCACGAUGCUGCCCAGAGGACAUACGGGCCCCUGCUCAAUCGCAUCUUUGGGAAGGACCGCGAGCUGGGCCCCGAGGAGCUUGAUGAGCUUCAGGCCGCCUUCGAGGAAUUUGACACGGACCACGAUGGUUACAUCGGCUACCGGGAGCUGGGCGAGUGCAUGCGGACGCUGGGCUACAUGCCCACUGAGAUGGAGCUCAUCGAAGUCUCCCAACACGUCAAGAUGCGAAUGGGUGGCCGUGUGGACGUCGAGGAAUUUGUGGAGAUGAUGGGCCCGAAGCUGAGGGAGGAGACGGCGCACAUGCUGGGGGUGCGGGAGCUGCGCAUCGCCUUCCGUGAGUUUGACAGGGACAGAGAUGGGAGAAUCACGGUAGCAGAGCUGCGACAGGCAGCACCGGCUCUGCUGGGGGAGCCGCUGGUGGGUCCUGAGCUGGACGAGAUGCUCCGAGAAGUGGACCUCAAUGGGGAUGGCACCGUAGACUUUGAUGAAUUUGUGAUGAUGCUUUCUACCCACUGA